UACGGAAUCAUUUAUACGGAGUGAUGUCGAGUAUCAGAGCCCCUCACACAGUGAGGUGUGAGCGAGCUCCACUGCGUGAUGUACAGAAUGAGAGAUCAGCGCAGCAGCAGACGUCGUCCAGUGUUAAAGUGUGUGAGGUGCAGUCUGAUCAGAAGGAAAAUCUCUCUGAAAACACACCUGGAACAAGCAUCACGUUUACAUCCUUCACAUGCGCAGGGGGAGAGGUGGAGAUCUCGGACAGAUCCGAUCUCUGCGACGAGUCCGUUCUAAUCGCUCACGACUCUCCGCGCACUCUUAAUAACACCACCCUGACGUACGAGAACGCCGAGGGCGAACGUGAGGAUCAUCCGUACUGCAGACACACCACCGACAGGAAGCAGGAGGACCAAAAACCCUCUGGAGAUCAGACUCCGAGUCACACGAACUCUACAGACGUCACCUUCAAAUCCUUCACCUGUCCCGGAGGAGAAGUCGAGAUCUCGGGCGAUGAAUCGGUCGUACACGAUGACUCGAUUGUCGCUCGAGAGCCAGAUUUGGAUAAUCUAACUCAGAGUUUUGAAGACGAGGUCUCUGAAGAACACACAGGGCUUCCCAGCCGCCAUUUUGAUCAUGUGUAUAGUAAUACUCAAACGUCUGAGCUGAGAUCUGGGAAAAUGGAGGAGAAUGAUGGUGGUGGUGAUGAUGAUGUUUCUGUAAUUCCAUCCAUCUCCAAAAAUGCACCAGACGUCACCUUUAAAUCCUUCACCUGUCCUGGAGGAGAAGUUGAAAUUGCAGAAGAAUCACUUCUGCAGUGUGAACCACUCAUGAAGAAUGAAUCACUCAAUGCUAACGAUUCAGAAGAUUCACAGAAUCUGGAAAGUGAGCUCUUUGAUGAACACACCGAGCUUCCUGGCCACCAUUUUGAUCAUGUGUAUAGUAAUACUCAAACGUCUGAGCUGAGAUCUGGGAAAAUGGAGGAGAAUGAUGGUGGUGGUGAUGAUGAUGAUGUUUCUGUAAUUCCAUCCAUCUCCAAAAAUACACCAGACGUCACCUUUAAAUCCUUCACCUGUCCUGGAGGAGAAGUUGAAAUUGCAGAAGAAUCACUUGUGAAAAAUGAAUCACUCGCCCAGGAUGAAUCACUCGUCACUAAAGAUUCAGAAGUGCAGAAUCUCCAAAGUGAGACCUGUGAUGAGCACACCGAGCUUCCCAGCCUCCAUUGUGACCACCCGUACUGUAACGACUUAACAGAUUCUUUUCCUGUACGAGUAAACGAUUCUUCCGUGCGUUCCACCGUGUUAGAUGCUAACACUCCGGAAGGAGUCAUUACCACAAACGACUCUUAUAACGCUCUAAACGGCUCCACUGCAGCAGAGAGACGAGAUGACGUCACGUUUCGCUUCUCAGGAGCCGAAGUGGAGCUCGAGAACACAUACAGAAUGGUGGACAUGUCCAUGCUCAUGAAGGGUUUAAACAGCGACGAUCAGGCCAAGUCCUCACCUAACAGCGAGUUAAGCGAACAUGGUGGAGAAAGUCUUGUCACUAGUGAACAAGAUUACCGUAUUUAUUGCCCGGUUGUAAAACACGAUCCAGAGUUGACGGUUUCUGAGAACGAAGCUCACCUCAGUGUGCACGUUUCCAACCCUGGGGGUUUGGAAAGCUCAGAAAGCACCAUGAGGAUUGAGGGAUCAGAAAGUAUGAAGCCUGAAAUGAUGGUACUCGAAAGUUCUUCAGACCCCACAGAGGUACACCAUGUCGAAUCUGUCCAGCAGCGAGAUCUCGACCAGCAAACGUCCGCUCGUCUUGAAGAAAAUGUGCUCACGGAUGAAAACACGCGCCUCAGAUGUGAUGUUGAGGAAGUGUUUUCAGAUCAGAAUGGUGAGAUAUGGUCUCAUUCCCAAUCUGGUGUUGAUAGUAUUCCUAAGAAUGUUGGUACUGCAGAAACCCAGACUGUGCAGAACCACAACAUAAUCAGCCAAAAUGCUGACGCGUGGACCCACGCCGAUCUCGAACUCCUGCGUUCUGAAAGCGUGGAUUUAGAAGCUCAGAUGAAAAUGUGGAGCCACAUCGUUCUAUCUGAACCUUCCACUCCUAAACAUUCAGCACUCGGUCAUCUCUGGAUUCCAGAAAGUCCCAUUCCUCCUCCGCAGCUGCACUCUACCGUACUUACCGCACCGCUAACUCCGAAACCCGCCUCCGAUCACGAGCUGCAGAGCGAGAAGGUCGUGAAGGAUUUCUCCGCAGUGGGAAAAGAACCUCUCCAAGAGCAGCUCAGGAAGAUGGGUGAACUCCUGAUCGCAGCCUCGGGGAAAAUCUCCGCCCCGGCAGCCGUGACGCCGGUGCAGCAGCACAGCGCCUGUGUGUGGACCACGCCCACCUCGCAGCAGGAGCGCAGCACCAACACGUCCGCCAUCAUGGAGGAGAGGAAGGAGAUCCACGUCUCGGACGCCUGCACUUCGACAGACUCUCUGCUCUGGAGUGUGAGUCGCAGUAAUCUGGAGUGUUUGACUCGCUCUGAGCUGGAGCAGAAGAUGAUCUCCACCCUCAUCAUGGUGGAGGUUCUGUCUCAGCAGCUCACGUCGACCCAGAACCUCAGAGGCAGAACCGAGCCCAGCCCGUCCAGCCUGAGAGACCGCCACGUCCAGACGGAGCGCACCGAGCUCAGCCAGACGGGGCCGUACAGAGAGCUGUAUGUGAGCGCACUAGAAAGAAUUCGAACUCUGGAGAUCGACCAGGAAACUUUUCACAACUUACACCAGGCCAUGCAGCUCAUGAGCAACGCCUUGGUGAGUAUUAAAUCAGAAACGGAGGAGGUUCUCUGCAGCAUGAAGGAGCUCGAAGGCAUCGUUACUGACGAUCAGGAAAUCCAGUCCCAGCAGCUGGGGCAGAUGAAAGCUCUCUCUGCUCGCUGUAUGGACACGCUGAGGAAGAUGGAGCAGAAGAACAGAGUGUGUGUGAAGGACAGAGAUGAUAUGAAGCAGCAGAAGGAAGAAGCUCUGGAGGAGAAAUCCACGGUGCUGCGGGUGCUGGAGCAGUUGCGUGUCCUUCACACCACACAAGUGUCUGAUCUCCAGCGUAACCUUGGAUCCCAUGAGGAACUGACAGAUGCACUUACACACACUUACCCACAGCUGGUGGAGCUGAGCAGGAUGCACAUGGACUCUGUGACUGAAGCCAACACACUGCUGAGAGAGACACUGGAGGAUCACACACACCUGUCAGCUGAGCUACACAAAGCUCAGCAGCUCCUCCAGAGGACGUAUCCGUUACUGCACCAACUUCAGCACAAAGCAUCAGGAGCUCUUCUGCAGAGCAGGAAACACCAGGAGGAGAGAGACCGGGCUGUAGAGGACCGACAACAGAUGGAGCAGCAGUUAUAUGACACACACUCCAGCCUGCAGGAAGCCCAUCAGCAGAUUGCAGAUCUCAACACACAGAUAACCAUCAUGAGUUCAGAGAUGGCGGUUCUGCGUGAGCAGCUGACUGAGGUAGAGGACGAGCGCUCUCAGUUCCAGAGGAAGACCACCGAGCUCUCUGCUAUAGUUUCCUCUACUCUGGCUUCUUACGCUUUCCUGGAGCAAACACUCGCCUCUGAGACCAGCAAAUUGCAGAGCUCAAUGCACAAAACUCAGGAGGCUACAGAGAGAGCAGACAGUGUCCAGGAAGCUCUGUGUGUGUGUGAGAGGAGGGUGGAGGAGUUGGAGCAGACGUUGGUGCAGAGAGAGAAUCUUAUUUCUGAACUCAGUGCUGAAACGGAGAGUCAGAGACUGCAGCUGUGCAGACUCGCACAGGUCCAAACUGAACUGUCUAACGUCAAGGAGAUGAGUGAGUUCCUACAGGCAGAGAAUGAACUGACCCGAGAGCAGUUGGCUGAGAGUGAGGGAUUGCUGCGUUCACACCUACAGGGACUGAGAGAGAGAAACCUGCAGUGUGAGGACCUCCGAGUGGAGUUACAGCAGCUACGUGUGGAGAAAGAGUGUUUGCAGCAGGAGCUGGUCAGUACGCGUGAUAAAGCCCGGCUCAUGCUGUUGGAUCAGGGAGAGCAGCUGGCUCAGGCCACGCUGGACACGUCCCUACUGCUGCAGCGUGUGUGUGUUCUCAUCAACAACACACACACCACUGACCAGCGCACGAGCAGUGAUGGUACGGUCCAGACUGAUCCUACAGCCCUCCCUCAGCCCUGCAGCUCCUUCCUUAACUCGGUCAUGAACGCUCUGACUGAGGAGCAGCCAUGUGUUACAGCGCCACCUACAGAAACAGUAAGUUGUGUAGAGGAAGAGGACCCGAUUGAGAGCAUGGGCAGCAGGAGCAGUGCCUUCACUCGCAUCAGACCUGCUGAACUCCAAAACAGUAACGAUGAUGAGUGCAGUACCACUCUGUUGGCGUUGUUAUCGUCUCUGGGUGAGCGUGUGUCUGAGCUCCACUCGGCCAUCGAUCAGCUGAAACAACACAAAGACUCUGAGAUACACACUCUGCACAAGAGCAUUCGUGACCUGCAGGAGGAGAUGGAGGCGCAGAAUAACCUACAUGCUGCAGAGGGGGCGGAGCUUAAACAGCAAGUGGGCCGGUUUAAAGCUCAGGUGGAGAAAGAUGCACAGGUGCUGCAGCAGAAGGCACAGGAUGAGAAAGCUCUGAUGAAGUUGUGUAGUGAGCUGGAGGAGAAGAUGGAAGGAGCACAGAAACACCGAGCAGAGAACAAUGAGCUGCGUAGGGAGGGGGCGGAUCUGCGCCGGGCGCUGCAGCAGUCUCAGGUGGAGGUGCAGGCUCUGAGGGCGGAGCUAAGAUCCACAGGCCAAUCAGCAGCCAGCACGAAAGACCUGGAGGACAGGAUCCGCCUCCUGAGAGAGGUGGAGAAGCUGAAGGCCAGUCUUCUGGAGGUCGAGGAAUCCAGAUCCAAACUGCUGGACCGAGCAAAGAGACACCAAAUGGUGCAUGCGAUGAAUCAGAGUAAACUGGAGCGUGAGCUUCACCUGCUGGACGAUAUGAUCGAAGCAGUGAGGAAGGCUCUCUCGUCUGUACCUGAUGUAGUAAACUCUUGUCCUGAGCUGCAGAAGUUGGUGGAGUAUCUCGGCUGAGCGAAUUCUGACUCGGUUUCACUUUUUAAUCUGUGUUUAAAACUAAAAUGAUUUUGUGUGUAUAAACAGACAUGUUCUAAAUAAAAAUGUUUUUGGUGUAAAUAUUUUUUUUUCUUCCAUAUUGUUAACACACACAC
Ictalurus furcatus (blue catfish) is the source of this 5188-nucleotide messenger RNA. RefSeq names its product sperm associated antigen 5 (gene spag5). Gene Ontology annotation, biological process: cell division; regulation of attachment of spindle microtubules to kinetochore. The record is from RefSeq and is a predicted model, not a curated record. The transcript has 26 exons. Lineage: Eukaryota; Metazoa; Chordata; Actinopteri; Siluriformes; Ictaluridae. Bases 24 to 5051 code for a protein of 1675 amino acids.